CUUGCCUCAGGGAAUUGUGGGUAGCCGGAAGUAUGGUUUGUUGCCAUUGCUUGCUAUGGCGACGGGGACGCUAUCUGUACUCUUUUGCAGAUUUUUUCUCUUUUGUCUGCUCAAGUCCAGUAUUUACAAAGGCCAGCGGUUUUCAAUUCUUUUUCAGCAGCCCUCAGACUGCGGCGUCGAUAAGUUUUUUGAUACAUCAAGUUUAUCUUGCGUAAAAUGUGGACCAAACCAAAUACGCGGUAAAUCUGGUACUAUAUGUGUGUGCCAGACGGGAUUCAGAGUGGUUUCCAGUAACGGCCCGGCAAUAACGUGUCAGCAAUGCCCAGCUGGUGCCAAAUCGGGUGUUACAAGGGAUGGCUAUGGAUGUAUAACAUGUCCCUCAGGCCUGAGCGAAGAUGGAACAUGCCAGUGUCCUGCAGGGAGCGUGUUGGUGGAAAGGGCUUUGAAUGGGAGCCUUCUGGAAGAGGCCGUAUGUCAACCCUGCAACUCGACAGAGCCUGCUUACACAGCCCCUGACUCGGCUGGGAUCAGGUGUGCAAGGUGUCACGACUCCUUCAUCAACACUUCCCUCUCGUGCACGUGUGGUGCAACACAAGUCUCUGUGGGAGGUCUGUGUUUCCCUCCAAAUAAUCUGCCAACAUCUGUUGCUUCAAACAUCAUCUAUAAUCAACUGGCACUGCCUGUCCAGUCAGUAUGGUUCUCCAGAUAUCUGCACUCCUCAGCUCUGUCCUGCUUGGUUUUCUCCAACCUCACAGCCUGCCAGGCCCUGGGCAACAUGUGUGUGAUGAACAUGCACUCCCUCAGCAGCACCAACAACGAUGCCUGCGGGCUUUAUAACAACGUGUUCCGGGCUACUGCUGCACUGGGAGCAGCUCAGUCCAUUUCCUACUGGAGGGUUAAUCUUCCCUGGCUGUUCUAUGGGGACCAGCCUGGCCUGGCAUCCAGAGCCCUGAGGACUGAAGCCCUUCCUGCAGGCUUCACUUUCAAAGGAGCCCAAAAGAAUACAAACAUCAACUUCAUUGCCGCUGUUUACAAUGCGAGGGGAGACUUCCUGAAGUGGGAGACCAUCGGAAAAGGGAACUUACAGCUAUGUCCAGACUCAGCCAGGCGACUCGGCGCAGCGUACACGUUUGGAAUGUCCUACAAGCAAAGCUGUAUCCUGUCGCUAUCUGAGAUGCUAACGGCUUUCCCAGAGCCUCUGUUUUAUGACAUCUUCAUGGACGUCGGCCAGGGUAGCAGCAACAGAGGGAGAAAUCUCCUGUCUGUGCCUGUCCAGAACCUCAAUCUCCAGUUCAAUGAGCAGUUCGUCAACCAAGGAAGUAACAUGAACAAUUGGUUUCUGACCCGACGGAUCUUCCUGGUAGACGCUUUGAGCGGACGUGAAGGCUCGCUGACCUCCCUGCCGAAGGUCAUACGCGUGGCAACGAGCAUAAAGAUAAGUUUUCAACUGGUGCCCAGUACUCUGAAAGGGGAAGUCUACCCACCUUUGAUAUCUGUCUCAUACUCGGAUAUCCUUGUCUCUAACGUCAACACACAGACCGUCCCCGUAUCAUUUUCAAUGGAGUAUGAGAUGGACCAGAGUGAAGCUUUGGUCAAAACCGAUAUUGCUGUCGGAGUCCUGGGUGGCAUUUCCGUGCUGUAUGCCCUCCUGAAGACAGCCAGCUGGAAGCGGAGGAUCGCCUCUCCUAUAAUUGACCUAACUACAGUUCUGAAGUUCUUGUUGUUCUAUGCUGGAGACCUCGCCAAUGUGUUCUUCAUAAUCACCAUGGGAACUGGCAUCUACUGGCUAAUUUUUUACAAGAUGGUGGAGGCCCAGCAAUUUGUGUCAGUCCUCUUGCCACUGCCAAAACAAGAGGAGAAAUUUAUCACCUACGUGGCCUGUGCUUUUGCACUGAAGGCAAUCCAAUUUUUACACAAACUGGUCCAUCAGUUGUCUGUGGAUAUAUUCUUGAUUGACUGGGAGAGACCAAGAGGGAAAAGCACCAGGACCCUGGAAGGGACAGGCGACCCUAAGAACAUGCCCUCCCCUGUGAGUAUAUGGAGGACGUACUUCGUGGCCAAUGAGUGGAACGAGAUCCAAACCAUCCGGAAAAUCAACCCCACCUUUCAGGUGGCGGCGGUCCUGUUUUUCUUGGAGGUGGUGGGCUUCGCCAAUCUGGCCCUGAGGGACCCUUCCUCAGAUCUCAACCGAGAACCAGAAGCCUAUUACCCACCUUGGAGCCUUAUCCUCAGAUACGGCGUAGCCACAACCGUUUGGCUUGUCAUUGGCUUCCUGCAGAUGAUUUUCUUCACUGUGUUUUACGAGAGGUUUGUGGAAGACAAGAUCAGGCAGUUCGUGGACCUCUGUUCAAUCAGCAAUAUCUCCGUGCUGCUAUUUUCCCACCGUUGCUUUGGGUAUUACAUCCAUGGCCGCUCUGUCCAUGGCCACGCCGACACCAACAUGGAGGAAAUGAACAUCAACUUGAGGAGAGAGGGGGAAAACCUCUGUGGCCAGAGAGGACUUCUCCCCAACACAGACACACAGACCUUCCAGGUGGCGAUCACGAACAGACUGCGGCAGCAGUAUGACAGGAUCCUGGAGCCACUGAGUAGGAGGAACGGGCCAAUGCGACUCGUGGACGCUUCCGCCAACCCGUUUGAUCAGAGCGUAAAAGCGUACCACACCAUGAACAGGUUUCUGGGCUCUGUGAUCGACCACGCACACAGAGAACUGGAUUAUAUUGUGAAGGACAAACUGAUUCUUGAAAGACUUGCUGGAAUGGAAUUCAUGGAGCCAAAUGACAAAAGCAUAUUUUAUAAUGAUGAAUCUCAUUCAUUCAGUGAUGUUCUUUACUAUGGCAACGAAGCCACUCUGCUUAUUUUCGACACACUGUUUUUCUGCAUCGUGGAUCUGAGCAGUCAGAGUUUCAUUUUGGCUGCAGUUCUGACCUACAUGCAACAACUGAUCUUCCAGUUGAUACGCAAUAUCUUUGGACGAAGAAAUCUGGCAACAAAGACCCUAGUCGAUAAAAGGUUUCUUAUAUAGGGAUUUGUCUUGAGUAUUAAGUAAUUAUAACAAUGUGUUAAUAACCAAGGUCUCCAUCUAAUUUUUUAAGUGUGUAAUUUUUUUUGAAAAUUUUAUUUAUGAUUUAUAAAACUUCUGACCUUUUUUGUAAUGUAUACUGACAGUAAAACAGCUUCGGUACUUUGUUACUGGUUGUACUGGUUUUACUGGUUGUCAUGUGGCUUCUCUGUAUUCACAGUUUCUGUUAAUAAAGGUAUUUCAUUUUUAA
Molecule: messenger RNA, 3272 nt
Organism: Paramormyrops kingsleyae
Lineage: Eukaryota; Metazoa; Chordata; Actinopteri; Osteoglossiformes; Mormyridae
Source: RefSeq, a predicted model, not a curated record